Messenger RNA from Betta splendens (Siamese fighting fish), 3759 nucleotides. It is a transcript of the gene caln2, whose product is annotated as calneuron 2. The record is from RefSeq and is a predicted model, not a curated record. The coding region runs from base 350 to 1006 and encodes 218 amino acids. Lineage: Eukaryota; Metazoa; Chordata; Actinopteri; Anabantiformes; Osphronemidae. Gene Ontology annotation, molecular function: calcium ion binding. The transcript has 8 exons.
UGCUCCGCUGCAGAUGAGAGCGAGCUGCUCCCCUGCUUGGCUUCACCCCGAUGAACCUGCUAGGAAUGAAUGAACCCCUGAGAAAGAAUGGAUUGGUGCAAUCCUGUGACCUACUCUCUGCAAAAGGGCUCUGCUUUAAAGAACAAUGGAACAAGCGCUGCAGACUCCGUGUGGUCAGAUGUCCAUUACCAGCUGCAGCGCUACACGUGGAGCAGCCCUGGAAGAGUCCUGCUCUACACUCCUCUCCGCUGUUCAGUGCCUGCGUUCAGUUACACCCACUCCGGAGCCUCAGAGGGGUCCAGCCAUGCGGCGAAAUGAGAGCUUCGCAGUGUGAAUAAAAGGGGAGAAGAUGCCAUUCCACCACGUGCGUGCGGGCCUGCUCUACCCAGACAACUACCUGAGCAGCUCCCUGACGGAGGGCAGCGAAGCCUUCCAGCUCACCAGCAUCUCCACAGAGGAGCUGGGAGAGAUCCGCGAGGCCUUCCGCGUCUUGGACCGCGAUGGGAACGGCUUCAUCUCCAAACAGGAGCUGGGCAUGGCCAUGCGCUCGCUGGGUUACAUGCCCAGCGAAGUGGAGCUGGCCAUCAUCAUGCAGAGACUGGACAUGGAUGGCGACGGACAGGUGGACUUCGAGGAGUUCAUGACGAUACUCGGCCCCAAGCUGCUGUCGUCCGACAACAGAGAGGGCUUCCUGGGCAACACCAUUGACAAUAUCUUCUGGCAGUUCGACAUGCAGCAGCUGUCCCUGGACGAGCUGAAGCAGGUGCUGUUCCACGCCUUCCGGGACCAUCUGACGAUGAAGGACAUAGAGAACAUCAUCAUCACCGAGGAGGAGAGCCUCAACGAAAACUCAGGAAACUGUCCUGAGUACGAGGGAGUCCAUCCCAAGAAGAAGAAUCGGCAGACGUGCGUCAGGAAAAGUCUGAUCUGCGCCUUCGCCAUGGCGUUCAUCAUCAGUGUCAUGCUCAUUGCAGCCAAUCAGAUGCUGCGGAACGGCAUGGAGUAACCGCUUGCACUGUGACCAUGGGGAGUGGACAAAAACAGCCAUGACCUCACAUCUCGUCUUUGCAGCCAAAGCUGGACCAGCCACAACUCGAGCACUUCUCUAAUCAGUCAGUUGAGUUUCUGUGUUGUUGUUUAAUUCCAUCCUAAAAUCAGGCGGCGUGCGUGAAAUGCAGAGAGGUGUAUUUGUUUUGCAGUGACGGCGUUACAGGACUCAUUUUCAUACGUCAUAAUUAUGACCGUCAUCUUCAGGCUCCACAAGGAACCUGAGCAGUAAAAAGUGUUUUUAUAUAAAUUAUUCGAAUAAAUUGAAUGUUUUAUUUUGCUGUUUUCAAGACCACCCUUUAAACUUGAUUUUCUAAUCCUAAAAACUUUAUCAGGUGCUUUGAGCCAUUCCUAAAUACGAAAACAAACCACAGCUGUGACGGACAGCUGCAUAUUUAACCCCAGAGAAGUCGCACUGAAUGUGACCUGAGUGAAUGUCGGACACGGCACCUGAACGCACAGCGAACCUCUCGCGUCUCACACAGCCAUAAAUGACCACCGCGCCCUCUGAGGCCCGUCUCGCCCUCAGCUCCGCCCAGCGUCUCCGGGGGCACAUUCAGUCUGUGUAUUUACAAGAAGCACAACUCCUGAGGGACCACGUACCAAUCAGCACCGUUCCCGCUCGCUGUCGUCCGCUGUUGCCCGUUGAUAACGUGAGCUGGGUCUGUCUCAGAGGUGCGAGAUGUAACCAAGAUAAAGAACCAUCAACCGGGGUUUCAGCCGUUCUGUGUUGAGAGAAAUGCGUCUCAUUGUAAAACUGCCCAACUGUAGUAAAUAGAGGCUACGCACAUCAACGCAUGCCAGUCUGUACACUGCCACAACAACCAUUACUGCUGUCCCAUGGAUUUCACUGUAUAUAUGCAUAUAUAUAAAUAUAUGUAGUACUACGUAGCUUGUGUAAUGUAUUAUUCCUCUCAGCAGAAUGUAUGAAAGGUAGAAACUUGAGAGUUGUAUCAGGGCUACACAGUGCAGCUGCCACACACUGGUUUCUUGGAACAUGUUGCAGCCUGGUGGUCGAAAUGUGAACUGCGGCUAAAAGCCUGCAGAACCACGUUCACUGUUCACAAGCGAAGAGCCUGAGCCUUGGUGUGUGUUGUGUUGUGUCAGCGUCACAGAGCACUUUGGUGACAUUCACGGUUUGUAUUGGCCCACAUCCCACAUCGUGCACGUGCGUCAGUGCAGAGCUCAGGACUGGACGUGUGACUGCGCCCGUGGUGGUUUCUGGGGUCAAAGCUGUAUUUUAUGGUUCAGAUCUGAUAGCAUUUGCUAAGAUGGAAACGUGUGGAAAAGGCCUUGCAGGCGCUUACAAUCAUGCCACAUGAGGCAGAACUUCCCAGUGAAACCACAGGUUGAAUUUGAAUGUUGGGCUGUUUAAUAGGAAGAUGUCACUGUUUCUCUGCUGUCACACAGAUGUGUUGUAAUAAUAUGUUCCUUUUCACAAUGAAGAUGAUCUAUUAGCCAGUGGACGUUUGUUCCAUAAUAUUAGUGUACAUUAAUAUUGGUGACAGUUAUUUCAGCCCACUGACCGAGCUGUUUGUGGAUUACCAAAGGGCCACUGAAUUGCACAAUGUUCCAUUUAAUGAUUGGAUUGAAGACUGUUUUGUUCCCAGUUGUACCUUGGAACGAUUCGUUCUCUCGUCUGACGUGAAUGAAAACAAAUCUGGAUAUUUCAGUCAUUCUCAUGUCGAGCCAUGUGCAUUUACUCUGUCUGUGUUGGACAAACUCCCGAGAGGACCAGAGGAGAGAGGGCUUCAAAACUAGCUUUGUAAAAUCCAGUAUCACAGCAAAAAUGUAUUUUACUGUAAAUCAGUAUGCAUGUUGUUGUUUAGCUUUUGUCUUCGACAGACAGGGAAGUCCAUUUCCCCUUUCUUUGCGGUGGCACAGCCUUGGUUUCAAUGUAGGUUUGUAAGUACUGUCACACAUUGGACUUUCCAGUUUAUACUGUAAUAGCCAUUUUCUAGUUUCUACCAGCUAUUAAUCAAAUCAGAGUGCAGAAGAGGGCAUUUUCAUAAAUAUGCAAAUACAAGGUCACAUCAUCAUCAUCAUCAUCAUCAUCUUCUUCUUCAUCAUCUCUGUUCCACGUCUUCUAGAGUAGACUAUGUAAUAUGUCGCCAUGGAUGCUUUCAAUUCACAUUGAAUAGAAUAUGUUGAGUGUUCCACGUUGGUUUUUUAAUGUUCUCACUGCCUGGUUGUCUUUAGGUCCUGCUCUGUAAUGUUUGCUCCACUUAUCCUGUCUUUGCUCUCAGCACACUGACAUUUGAUCAGUGAACUACAAUACGUUUUCAGCUCUGUCUACUAGCAUCACGGUCCCUUUGAAACCAGCAUAGACCACUAUAGCUUAAGAAUUCUCUAAUACCCGUUUCAUUCAGACGUCCUUGCAUGUGAGGGAAACCCUUUUGAUCAGCACUUCUGAAGUUUACAUUAAUAUCCUGUACGUCUGUAACGAGACGAAAUCAGCUCAUGGUUUUCAUGUUUUUGAAAGUUGCUUUUGAGAUUUGUUUUUACCAAAAUACGUUUUUACCUUGUAGAUUAUAUAGAGAUAAAACUAAACACGUACUAAAACCUUGGCAUGCUGCUUCGUAAAGGAGAAAGAAAACAGCAAUAGUUACUGAAUGGAUAUUUAAAAAUGCAAAUAAUGAGUUUAAUCUGUUUAAUCUAAAAAGAAAAUAUAUCCAUAUAUGUUUAUGCAAUAAAAUCUUGUUUUGAUAGAAA